CCAAGGAAUCUCUUUAUAUUAUCCCUGUGCUGCUAGGGAUAUGACGGAGAGAUUGCAAAAGCAGGAAUUGUUUAGGAUCAAGAAGCCAUGAAUAAGGACAGAGGUGGACAAGCUGGUCAGGAAUUUAUUUUGGGGGCACGAGGUGCUGUCCAGCCUGCCCCUUCAGAUGAUGAUAUGCUUCAAUGUCUUCUACUUCCCAUUCUGGUGCCUGUCCGAGGGGAUAAUGCUGGCAUUAAAGUAUGGCCUGCUGCCUUGCUACUAUCAGUUCCUUCUUGCUGCCACCUUCUUUAUUAUCACAUCAGCUGAAGGGUUACGCUUGUAUCUUGGAUACAUUGGGAAUCUACAAGAAAAAACUGGUCCCAGGUCUACUUGUGAGCACUCUCUGCCCCAGGAAAGCGAUGUUACUAACAGAACAAACACACUUGAGUGAUUCGGAGGGGAAUGAGAACAAUGAGAAGUCUGAUGAGGAUAGCAAGAGGGAGGAAGAGUGGGAUACUGACCUUGAAAUAGAAGAAACUAAGGAACCUUUUGACCCAACAGGAAAGACCAGUUACAUAGCAGCUUGCCAACGAUAUGGUGUGGUACCCAUAUCUUAUUUCCUGCAUCACAUGAAGGACUCUGAACUAAUUAUGAAGCACCAUGGACUUGGCCCACAGGGCACCAAAGCUUUAGCACUUUCCUUGAUGACCAACACCUCCAUUGUAAAGUUAAACCUGAGUGAUAAUUGGCUGAAUGGAGAAGGGGCAGCUGCAGUUGCAGAGAUGUUAAAAGAAAAUUGUUACAUUUCAGAUAUUGACUUAUCUGACAACAGACUCGGAGUUGUAGGAGCUGAAGUCCUUUCUGCUAUGCUUCUAGAGAAUACUACAGUUGUUAGUUUUAAGCUUUCAGGAAAUGAAUUUAAUGACCAUGCUGCUAAGUAUCUAGCAAAUGCCAUCCUGGCUAACAAAAAAAUGGAAUUUCUGGAUCUGUCUCAUAACAUGCUUGGUGACACAUCAGGUGAGGUUCUUGGUAUGGCAGUAGCAGAAAAUACUGGACUAAAGGAGCUUAAUAUCAGCUGGAACUACUUCCGUAGCCAAGGAGCAGCGGCCUUAGCCAAAGGCUUUGGGGCAAACAUAUUCCUCAGAGUUCUGGAUAUUUCGUACAAUGGCUUUGGCAACAACGGUGCAGCUGCCCUAGGGGAGGCCCUUAAAGUCAACAAUGUGCUAGAGGAACUCAACGUUAGCAAUAAUCGCAUUUCACUGGAAGGAGCACUACGCUUUGCAGUAGGCCUGAAAGAAAACCAAACCCUGAAGAGCCUUAAUAUGGCCAGGAAUCCCAUGCAGAAUGAAGGCUGCUUGGGAGUUGUCAAAUCCAUACAAGCAAAUUCCAGUGCUGUGAUAGAAAUCCUGGACUUCUCAGAGAUCCCUGUGAACAAAGAUUUUGCAGACCUGUGCGAUGCUGUGAAAAUGCUUUUCCCAAAUCUUCAGAUCAGACAUGAUAGAAAUGCAACCUUGCAUAUAAUAAAAAAAAAUCAAAGACUGAGAUCCAAUCUUGAUUCAGCAUGAAGCGUGAUUCAUAGAAUCCAUUGGCCUAAAAGGAACCUCCUCAAGGUUGCUUUGGAUAUGCCUACCCAGACUGCAGAAGCAUCUCCCAGCCUGGGAAAGCAAAUUUGGGUUUGUGGGGUUUAUGCUAAAAAUAGGUGUGUAGACAACACUUUGAGAUUACAGGUUGAGCAAGAGCUCAGGCCUCGAUGCUCACUUGUCUCACAAGGCUUCAGCACCCUGAGCUGCACUGUCAAAGUGCUGUCCCUUCAGCCCCGCAAACCCAAAUUUGUCUGCCCAAACUGGGAGUUUCUCUUCUGCGGGCUGUGUAGAUGCACUCUUUAUCUUGGGCCCUGCAGUGUGGAAAACUCUUGUUAUCAGUGAGCCAUGUCCAAACCUUGAUAUGAGGAUUUUCAGCAGCAGUGCUACAGGUGUCUGUCGUGGAAACAUUUGCCAUUCACUCAUUGAUGUAAUUGUUAAAAGUGUCUCCUUGCUGUAGCUUUAUAUUAAGUGCACUAGAUUUGUUGCUUUGACCUGGUACUGGAUCUCACAGCAGUGUUCUCCUAAUGUAGGACAAUCUCCAAUGGUUGCAGAGCCAGCAUAACCAGUUCCUUACACUACCUUUCUCCUUCAACCUUCUGUACAGUGCUUUUGUCAGGGCAGGGAGCGGGCCUGACUGGAAUACUCUGUCUAGCUACACCUUCCCUCAAGUCUAUG
This is a messenger RNA of Pelodiscus sinensis (Chinese soft-shelled turtle), 2237 nucleotides long. The record is from RefSeq and is a predicted model, not a curated record. Lineage: Eukaryota; Metazoa; Chordata; Testudines; Trionychidae.